Messenger RNA from Sitophilus oryzae (rice weevil), 709 nucleotides. RefSeq lists its product as uncharacterized. NCBI's taxonomy places the organism in Eukaryota, Metazoa, Arthropoda, Insecta, Coleoptera, Curculionidae. The record is from RefSeq and is a predicted model, not a curated record. The transcript is spliced from 3 exons. The coding region runs from base 210 to 530 and encodes 106 amino acids.
UAGGUAUAGCAAAAGGUGCUAUAAACAUUUUAGAAAAACCAACUAAUGCAGUUUUAACUACGUUGAGUACUGCCGCAAAAUUGCAUCAUUUAGAACAUAUUGCCAUUGGUACUUUGCCUGUUUUAGGCAAGACUUUCCAUAUAACUGAGAAGAGUUUUCAGUUUGUUUACAAUGUGCUGGGAUUAACAGGGAGAACUAUACCAACUUUAAUGAAGGACUUCGCCAAAAUAUCAGGAAUUUUAUCUAUGGCAUUCGUAGUGGCGGAUAUAUCUUUGCUCAUUAAAGAUCUGUCCUCAGAACAUCCCUCAGUAGAAAUCAUUGAUAAGGGACUCAAACAGUUAGAGGAUGAAAAAAAUAUUUUGGAAGAUCUUUUGGACAUAAUUGUGGCAGCUGGAGGCUGUAAAGAACAUGUCUUAGAAAAGGCUUUGAAAGAUAUGGGAAUGAUAGAAGACGAAGAAUUAUUACUCAAAGAUUUCGUGGUUAUUAAUGAUGAAGAAUUUCACGAAAAAGCUGGAAUUAAUGCACAGUGAUAUAUUUUUUAAAAAAUAUCUUGUAAAUAUUUUUUUUACCUAAUAGAUUGCACAAAUCUCAAGUAAAAAGACAAGAAAUAUAUUUAUUUUUAAGUACCUAGACCUAGAAUGAUUUAAAUAAAAUAUACAUUAAUAUACCCCUAAGAAAAAAUGCUUUAAUUAAAAUAUUUUAGGGUCAA